AUGGCAGCGCCUCCCCCACAACCGCCCAGCCGCGGCGGCAUGUCGCUGUACGCAAACCUGCUCGACACCGACGGCUCAGCUUCCAUCGCCCGCGACCCGGUGCUCUUCAAGAACGAGCAGGACCAUGCGCCAGCCAAGAAGGCCAUUGACCCAGCCCCCGCUUCCGCCCCCGCCCCCAACCGGAGCACCCUUGCCGACUGGGCCGCCACCGAAGACGACGAGUACGAGUACGGGUACGGCGGGCCCGCGGGCGGCGGCGACAAGCGGCAGCGGGGCGGGCGGCGCAAGAAGAAGAAGAACCGCAACAACAACAACAACGAGGACGCCGCGCGGCGCGAGACCGACUGGGACGAGCUGUACGACCCGGCGCGCCCGACGAAUGUGGAGGAGUAUUUGAGGAGUGAGGAUAGGGUGAGGGAGGUCAGGGAGUGGAAGGCCGUGUUGUAUGCGCAUCGGAGGAGGGGAAGGCAUGGGGGUGGGGGUGGGCGUGGGAUGGGUGUUAACGGGAUUACAGAUCAGUUCGCGCCUCCCGCGUCGUUUACCCUUUGCGCCCGCCACCGAUGUCACCUCCCCGUGUGGCGGACGAUGCCACCGGGCGAACGAAUAGCGUACGCCAGGCGGUUUAGCAUUAUCAGGCAUGGCACCACCCACCACCCCCUCCCCCCGAAACCGCAUCACCAGCACCCCCACCGCCACCACCCCCAGCAGACGCAGACCCCGGCCACCAUCUCCCGCGCCCCAGUCCGCUACUCCCAACCAGCCAACCCAGACGCAGACACCGCCAUGGACAUCGACGCCGCCGACACCGACUACGACCCCGAAGUAGACUACACCUCCAUCCCGCUCCCACCCCAACAACCACCCACCACCACCCAGCACUCAGAAGAAGAACGCACCACGCGCCCCGGGCAAAAGGGCUUCGCCCAGCGCCUCAUGGCCAAGUACGGCUGGACCAAAGGCAGCGGGCUGGGCGCCGCCCAGACCGGCAUCACCACGGCGCUGCGCGUGCAGGUCGAGAAGCGCAAGCGCCGGCCGGAUGCCGAAGGCGGCGGGUUUGUGGGUCCGGCCGGGGGGAGGGGGAGGAUUAUUGCGCCUAAUGUGAAGGGGAACCAGGGUGAGGAGGACGGAGGGGUGGGCAAGAUGUCGGUUGUGGUGGUGUUGGAUCGCAUGUUGGAUGGUAUGGCGGAUGUGGAGGGCGAGGUGGAGGCUGGGUUGGGGCAGGAGAUUGGGGAGGAGUGUGGAGAGCGGUAUGGGCGGGUGGAGAGGAUUGUGGUGGAUGUGGAGGGGGCGAGGGUGUUUAUACGGUUCGUGGAGGCGGUUUCGGCGCUGAAAGGCUGUGAACGCGCUACAGGGGAGGAUAUUCAACGGGAAUGCGAUUGCGGCAAGGUUUUACGACGAGGAAAAGUUCGAGGAGGGGGUUGGACACACAACACCGAGAGGCGUGGAACAAAACUAAACGUAUGA
Chaetomium globosum CBS 148.51 is the source of this 1464-nucleotide messenger RNA. RefSeq lists its product as uncharacterized. The coding region runs from base 1 to 1464 and encodes 487 amino acids. The record is from RefSeq and is a predicted model, not a curated record. The transcript is spliced from 5 exons. Lineage: Eukaryota; Fungi; Ascomycota; Sordariomycetes; Sordariales; Chaetomiaceae. Gene Ontology annotation, molecular function: nucleic acid binding. Gene Ontology annotation, biological process: mRNA cis splicing, via spliceosome. Gene Ontology annotation, cellular component: precatalytic spliceosome.